AUGGAUGUUAGGAUUUUGGGUGCUUGUAAUGGUCUCAUUUGCUUUGGUGUUUUGGUUGAUAAAAAGACUAGCAUUUUUAUUUGGAACCCAACAACUGGAGAAUUCAAGGAAAUACAACAUUGUGAUUUUCAUAUAAACUCCAGCGAACCUUUUAUAGCCGGGUUCGGUUACGAUACCAAAACUGGAGAUUACAAGAUGGUAAGAAUUGAGGAUAACAAAAAAUCUGAUUACUGUGAAUUUGAAGUAUAUACAUUUGGAUUACAAUCGGAAAAAACUGUUCAUGCUUUCUAUCACGAGUUUCCAAAUGAUAUAGCACUUCGUGGUAUUUUUCUUAAUGGAUCUCUUCAUUGGAUAAACAAUUAUCCACGCAGCCUAGGUACCUCUAAUUACAUAAUCUCUUUUGAUAUUGGUAAUGAGAAACUGAUAGAUGUGCCGUUGCCAGAAAAAAGUAUAGUACAUCCCGAACCAGAAGAUAACAACCCGGAACCAUAUAUGAAGGUAGGAGCAUUGGAAGGCUUCCUUAGUUUAUUUUUAGUCGAUGAGAAGAAGGUCCGAGCUGAAGUAUGGGUAAUGCAGGACUAUGGAGUGAGACAAUCUUGGACUAAAUUAUUCACCACCACUCAAGAAACAUUUACCAUGUAUGCAUUCUUCUGUAUGCCGAUGAUGUCACUCAAAACCGGUGAGAUUCUGAUGUAUAUCUGUGAUGGUUUCGUUUUAUGCGACGAAUGA
Messenger RNA from Papaver somniferum (opium poppy), 729 nucleotides. Its product is annotated as F-box/kelch-repeat protein At3g06240-like. The record is from RefSeq and is a predicted model, not a curated record. Lineage: Eukaryota; Viridiplantae; Streptophyta; Magnoliopsida; Ranunculales; Papaveraceae. The transcript has a single exon. Bases 1 to 729 code for a protein of 242 amino acids.